This is a messenger RNA of Magnusiomyces paraingens, 399 nucleotides long. RefSeq lists its product as uncharacterized. Lineage: Eukaryota; Fungi; Ascomycota; Dipodascomycetes; Dipodascales; Dipodascaceae. Bases 1 to 399 code for a protein of 132 amino acids. The record is from RefSeq and is a predicted model, not a curated record. The transcript has a single exon.
AUGAGCAAAAGCGCCCCAGGACCUCCAUUUAACGACUACAUCAAGUCAUACGAUAUCCACACCUACUACAACGUUGGCCACGAGCCCUCGCGGCAAGAAGCCUUUGAGCUUCGCGAAAAGCUCCAAAAGGACUUUGCCAAAGAAAUUGCCGCCGGCGAACUCAAUGUCUACCGCAUGUGGGAUAAAGCCAUUGGCCCUCACAUCACAGCAAUGUGGGAGUGCGAUUUCAAGUCUCCAGAACUCUUUUCGCGAAUUGUCCCAUGGUAUCAAUGGAACCACGGCAAUCUGUCCGUACUUAUCCACCCGCACACUGAAAGAGGUGGAUUGAUUGAUCACACUCAACAUGCCCUGUGGCUAGGAACUAAGAUCCCACUUAUUGAAGACGUUCUUAAACAAUAA